This is a messenger RNA of Thecamonas trahens ATCC 50062, 315 nucleotides long. Its product is annotated as small nuclear ribonucleoprotein Sm D2. Gene Ontology annotation, cellular component: U5 snRNP; U1 snRNP; U2 snRNP. Gene Ontology annotation, molecular function: RNA binding. Gene Ontology annotation, biological process: spliceosomal snRNP assembly; RNA splicing. The transcript has a single exon. The coding region runs from base 1 to 315 and encodes 104 amino acids. The record is from RefSeq and is a predicted model, not a curated record. Lineage: Eukaryota; Apusomonadida; Apusomonadidae.
AUGGAGCUGGAGCAGCCUGAAGUGCCCAAAGAGGGCGAGGGUGUGGCCGGGCCGCUCUCGAUGCUGGCGGAUGCGGUGAAGAACUCGACGCAGGUCCUCAUUGCGCUGCGGAACAACCGCAAGCUCCUGGCAAGGGUGCGGGCCUUUGAUCGGCACUUUAACAUGGUGCUGGAGAACGUGUCGGUCUUCUGGACCGAGAAGGGCGGCAAGGGCCGCGGGGUGAAGCGGGCGGAGGACGUGGAGAAGGACAUGUUUGUGUCGAAGAUGUUCCUCCGUGGUGCCGGUGUGGUGCUGGUGCUCAAGAACCCCAAGUAA